AUGCUGCGGUGGUCGGUCCUGAGCGUGCUGCUGCUGGUCGCCGCCCCGGAUGUCUCGAAGGAGGCCAUCCGAAAGCUUGCACGCGAGUUGUCUCCCGACGUGCCCGUGGAAUGGCAAGGCCGACUGGAGUCUGUCCUGCUCUACCACUUCCGGAGCAAGCACUUCCUUGAUGUCCAGGCAUCCUUGCCUGGAGAGCUGGACUGGUCCUCGCAACCAUCGCCGUGGCGAAGCUAUGAUGGUGCGCCCAGUGUCCGGUUGCCAUGCAGCCUGGCUCCUUUGGAGGCGGCCUUGCGUCCUGUGCCGCUCUCCAGAGAGAGCCUCGGUGCCUUCCUGCGGCUGGGCGCGGGCCUCUCUGCCUGGAAGAGCUAUGACGGGCUGCACAUGCCGCGUGGGCUUUGCGUGUGA
This is a messenger RNA of Symbiodinium natans, 405 nucleotides long. Lineage: Eukaryota; Dinophyceae; Suessiales; Symbiodiniaceae. The record is from the annotation of a GenBank genome assembly.